Molecule: messenger RNA, 4941 nt
Organism: Myotis lucifugus (little brown bat)
Lineage: Eukaryota; Metazoa; Chordata; Mammalia; Chiroptera; Vespertilionidae
Gene: ZNF7
Product: zinc finger protein 7
Exons: 6
Coding region: 775-2853 (692 amino acids)
Biological process (GO): negative regulation of transcription by RNA polymerase II
Molecular function (GO): DNA-binding transcription repressor activity, RNA polymerase II-specific; RNA polymerase II cis-regulatory region sequence-specific DNA binding
Source: RefSeq, a predicted model, not a curated record
GCGGCCGCCUCGCCCGCGGAGGCGGGAGGUGUUGGGCCGAGUGCCGCAGGCUCCAGCGCGGCCUUCCCGCCAGCCCGCUCCAGAGGGAGCCUGGUUCUCCUUCCUUUCUCCGAGGGCCUUCUUUCCCCCUCGUGGCCCCGGGGAGACCUAGCCUUAGUCACAGUGUCUGGAAGGGCUGUGCCUGGCGCGGACUGUGCUUCGUGAAGGCAAAGCCCUUGUGCAUUGCUCACUGCUGCAUCCCAUUGCCUGGUUGAGCACCUGACACAAGCGGCAACCACCCCUUAAGUGAUUCACAACCACCACACGCUCUGAAAGAUGAACGAAGCCUCGGGGGACAUAUGCUCCAGUACUGUGGCUGCCCUGGUUUCCCCCUGUGUCCCAGCCAGAGAAUAUCUGGAAGUGGAGGUCUCUCGGCCAGGACACAUGGAUACUCAUCCACCAAGCCUCAUGGUAGGAGUCUGACUGCCUCCAUUCCCUCACUCUUCUUGUGAGGGUUCUGCCACCUCCUCUGGGUACCCACCCUGCCCAUUGUGCCUGGGCCUAGACUCUGCUUCAGCCUCUCGCUGUGGCCCUUGCCAGACUCUGGCAUGCCCAUCCCCAAGGUAGUGAGCACACCCCUGCCAGGACUCGGGCCUGCCUGAGGCUCUCGAGUGGAGGGUUGUAGGUCCAUGGUCUGGGUCCCUUCUCUCCAUACUGCCCCUACCCUUGAUUGUAGAGCCAAAGGCUCCUGGUGACUGUCUCGCCCAGCCCUAUGGUCCACAUUUCUGAGACACAAUGGGGUGGCCCCAGAAUGGGGCUGGCACCCAGCGGUCCCUGGGGUCCUGGUAUGUGUCCUUUCAGGAGACUGUGACAUUUGGUGAUGUGGCUGUGCACUUCUCACGGGAGGAGUGGAUGUGUCUGGACCCUGGCCAGAGGGCCCUCUACAAGGAGGUGAUGCUGGAGAACCACAGCAGUGUGGCUGGACUAGCAGGAUUUCUGCUCUUCAAGCCUGAACUGAUCUCCCGGCUGGAGCAAGGGCAGGAGCCAUGGGUCCUUGACCUGCAGGGAACAGAGGCGAGAGAGGCACGAAGGACCCUCCAGACAGAUUCUACGAUAAGCACUGAUGGUGAGCAGGCUGGUGAAGAUGUGCACAUGCUAAAAUCAGAGUCUAUGGCAGCGAUGGUCAAACCCCCCCCUUGGGAUUAUCCUCAGAGUCCUGGCUUCGGAGACACCUCUGAUUCUGAGGUCUGGCCAGAGAGUAAGCUAAGCUCUCUCUUUCAGAAACACCACUUGCACACAGGGACUGUGGCUCCCAGGAAGACCUCUGCCAAGGAGGAUGUGCAGGGACAUGUCAACCUGGGUUGUCAACCUGAGAAAAGUCAGGGGGUUGCUGCAGAUGGGCCAUCUCGAAGAUGCGAUGUGUGUGGCAGGAGUUUCAGAUUCGUGGCUCUGCCUCACUUUGGUGUACAGAAGGAACUUAACAGAUGUCAGGAGUGCCAAAAAAAGUUAUCUGAUUGCUUACAGGGGAAACAUCAAAGUAACUGCCACGGAGAGAAGCCGUAUGAGUGUGAGGAAUGUGGGAAAGUCUUCAGGUUGUGCUCGCAGCUUAAUCAGCAUCAGAGAAUCCACACUGGAGAGAAACCAUUCAAAUGCAUAGAGUGUGGAAAAGCCUUUCGCCUGAGCUCAAAACUUAUUCAGCAUCAAAGAAUUCAUACGGGAGAGAAACCAUACAGGUGUGAGGAGUGUGGGAAAGCCUUUGGUCAGAGCUCCAGCCUCAUCCACCAUCAGAGGGUGCACACAGGAGAGAGGCCCUAUUGCUGUCGUGAGUGUGGGAAGGCCUUCAGCCAGCAGUCUCAGCUGGUCAGACACCAGAGGACUCACACUGGAGAGAGGCCCUACUCGUGCCAGGAGUGUGGGAAGGCCUUCAGCCAGAGCUCAACCCUGGCUCAGCACCAGCUGAUGCACACUGGGGAGAAGCCUCCAGUUCCAAGAACCCUGGAUGGUGCCAGCCUCGUUGCACACCAGAGAAUCCACGCUGCAGAGAAACCGUUUAAGUGUGAUGAGUGUGGGAAGGCUUUCAGGUGGGUCUCUCGCCUUAGUCAGCACCAGCUGAUUCACACUGGAGAGAAACCGUAUAAAUGCAACAAGUGUGCAAAAGCCUUCGGUUGUAGCUCACGGCUUAUUCGCCACCAAAGAACUCACACUGGAGAAAAACCAUUCAAAUGUGAUGAGUGUGGGAAGGGCUUUGUCCAGGGCUCACACCUGAUUCAGCACCAGAGAAUUCACACCGGAGAGAAACCCUAUGAGUGUAGUGAUUGUGGAAAAGCCUUCAGCCAGAGCUCAAGCCUCAUUUACCAUCAGAGGAUUCACAAGGGAGAGAAACCCUACGAGUGCCUGGAAUGUGGAAAAGCCUUCAGUAUGAGCACACAGCUCACAAUUCAUCAGAGGGUUCACACCGGGGAGAGGCCCUAUAAAUGUGGUGAGUGCGGGAAAGCCUUCAGUCAGAACUCAACCCUUUUCCAACACCAGAUAAUUCAUGCUGGAGUAAAGCCCUAUGGAUGCAGUGAGUGUGGGAAAGCCUUUAGUCGAAGUUCGUACCUCAUUGAGCACCAGAGGAUUCACACACGUGCCCAGUGGUACCACGAAUAUGGGGGCACCCUGGAGGGUUCUACCCAUGUGAGCCGUAAAAAAGUUAACACUGUAAAGAAACUACACAAAUGUAAUGAAUGUGAGAAAAUAUUCAGAUGGCGCUCCCAUCUCAUUAUACAUCAGAGGAUUCACACUGGAGAGAAACCUUAUAAAUGUAACGAAUGUGGCAAAGCCUUUAAUCGGAGCUCAAGGCUCACUCAGCAUCAGAAGAUUCAUAUAGGAUAGACCACUCACCUCUUUAAAUGUAAGUGGGAAUAAACCCACAGCCUUAACCUAUUUAAAUUAUAUGGGGUAAUUAAUACUAACAAGGUAGAAUGUUAGUAAAGAUUCAGAAUUGCUCUUUUAAAAAUAUCCAAGUUCAUACAAAAUGUGUUUUUUUCUGGAAUUCUGAUUUUAUCCCACUCCAUAACCCUGUGUCCCUUGCAUUAGGGGAGUCAUGUAGAGUUCUGAGUGUGAGAGGGAUGAACCCAGGUUCUGCAGCUGAGGCCUGAGAAGUCCUGUGAGCUCUGCAAGAUGAGAUACUCAGUGUCUUCAGCACCAGUUACUCAGACUGGCUUCUGCAAGGAUGUGUGAGCUUGCAUGCGCUGAAGUCCAGAAGAGGAGUGUCAGGAAUUCCCUUUUGCCUUCACCUGACUCCUUUUCUUCAAACCUCUUCCCCCAUCAGCAGCCCAGGCAAGCAGCCACCCAGGGUCAACUUGAGUUUCCACAUGGGCCAAGCCACUCUGAUUAAUCUGACCUACAGGCUGGGCCCAUGUUCAUUCACUUUGUCUCACAGAGCAGUUAAUUAAUGCCAUGGAGGCCACUGGAUGAGACAGACCUGCCGCAUUGACCCCCUCCCUGUCCAGUGUCCUGUAUUCACCAUUUGGGAAGGAGUCCAGGGGCCAGGAGUCCACUCGAGACCUGCUGACCUUUGGUACCAUUGCUACAAUCAGAGGGGCAAUAUUUGAGAGACCUUCAUCCCAGUGGAGGAAGGACUGGUAUCCCAGAGGGACCCAGGUCAGUCACUUCAGGAUUUGUUGUGACACUUGAUUUGGGUCACCAUCACACUGGUUUGGUCAAGCCCACCGCAGGUCCUUGAGACCUUGCUGCUUCUAUUGCCGUGCAUGGCAUAGCCUGUAGCAGGCUAUGGAUUUGAGUCAGGUGAAGAAAAUGCUUGCCGAUCCCCAUGUCUGCAUUAGGAGGUUCCUGAGCUUUCUGCUGUUGUUGGGAGCAGUGGAGUUUGAGGUGGUAAAGUUUAUGUGAGCUUGUGUUUCCAGCACAUGGGUGGAGCCAGUCAGCCUGAUCACCAACUGCUACUGCUUAUCCAUCACUCACUGCCUGACAUGUCCUUCACCUGGUGCCAGGAUGCCAUGAAAUCAGUGGGCCUAUCUCUCCAGGCAUCCCUGCUCUACCCAGAACUUGAGUCGAAUGGUCAGAGGACCAGGGACUUGUGUGCAUUAUGCAGAGGUCAUGCUCGUUGUGUCUCCUCCUCAGCUGCUGUGCUCACCCAGGUGGUCACUGCUGGCACAUCUGGAUGGGUGGGCCCAAGUUUAAAGGGCUGUAAAUAUUUUAGGCCGCCCAGCAACGGCUCUGGAGUCGAGGUCCCGAGUGGAGAGAGCACACUCCUGCCAUCUGCUGGCACCUGGUACUGUUGUGCACCGAAGGGCCUCUUCAUUGGACCCCACCUCCCUUGUCUACUCCUGGGUAAUGAGGGACAAAAGGAUGGAGGAUUAUAUGGACUUCUCCAGACUCCAGCCUGGACAUGAUGCUUUCUUUCCCCUCACAGUAACUGCAGGCCAGAGACUUCUACCUUAAAUCUCCUUUAGCAUUUGAGUGUGCACAGCCAUGGUCCUGGAUCAAGGGCUGGUGAACCCAGCCCGAGGCCUGCUAUUGUGUGGUGCUGGUGCAUUAAACACUGAGGCCAUAAGACUGGGUGUUUUGAAUGCCUACCAAGCAGACCACGCGUUUUGAAAUAUUCUGACCUUUUUUUAAAAAAAAAAUACAUAUUUUUAUGGAUUUGAGAGAGGGAGAGAUAGAAGUAUCAAUGAUAAGAGAGAAUCAUCAAUUGGCUGCCUCCUGCACACGCCACACUGGGGAUUGAGCCCAACCCAGGCAUGUGCCCUGACUGGCAAUCAAACCCUGACCUCCUGGUUCAUGGGUUGAUGCUCAACCACUGAGCCCCGCCAGCCUGGCUCUACUUUCCUGCUAUAUUCCCCAAUUUGGGCUUCAGUAAAUAUGAACUCAUUUUAAGGAUUUUCAGCACUGUUUAACAAUAGGUUUUAAAAUACUUUGGACUUCUCUUUUUGAGUCAAUAAAUUAAACCCAUAAUUUUAA